Micropterus dolomieu (smallmouth bass) is the source of this 2196-nucleotide messenger RNA. Its product is annotated as neoverrucotoxin subunit beta-like. Lineage: Eukaryota; Metazoa; Chordata; Actinopteri; Centrarchiformes; Centrarchidae. The record is from RefSeq and is a predicted model, not a curated record. The transcript has 3 exons. Gene Ontology annotation, molecular function: protein binding. The coding region runs from base 1 to 2196 and encodes 731 amino acids.
AUGUGCUCUCCCCGUGGCUCGCGCCCGGUGGUCGCUGAGGCGGCGUGGCGGCUUCGGUCAUGGGGCGCCCAGCGCGACAUCUCCGAGGGAAUCGGGACUGCCAAGGCUUUUUCCCAUUCCUCAUCUGCUGACUCCGCCUCCUCUCUUCCACGUUCGGGAGUCCGUUUCUCGGCUUCUUCUGCCCGAGGUUUGACUUUGUGGGAUGAUAAAACUCUAAAAAAGAACACAGUUGAAAGCUCUCAGCACAGCAGUGCAUUUGACACGUCUGCAUCUGACUCCAUUGAAUCCAAGUCCUCUCUGCUGGGUGUUGAUGCUUCUCUGAAGGUCAGUUAUAUGUGUGGACUGAUUGAAGUUGGAGGAUCUGCCAAGUAUUUGAAUGAUACGAAGAAAUUCAAGAAUCAGAGCAGAGUGACGUGUCAGUACAAAGCUACCACACACUUCAGAAAGUUGUCAAUGACUCACCUUACAACUAUGGACACACAACAAAUAGAUGUUAUUCAAAAGAGCUCUGCAACUCAUGUAGUCACAGGCAUCCUUUAUGGAGCAAACGCUUUCUUUGUGUUUGACAGUGAGAAGUUAGACGCCAGCAGCGUUCAGGACUUUCAGGGCAGCAUGGAAGCUGUGAUACAGAAGAUCCCCAAAUGUAAUGUUGAGGGGAAAGUUGAACUCAAGCUGAGUAAAGAAAAACAAGACCUGAUUGAGAAAUUCUCCUGCAAAUUCUACGGAGACUUCAUUCUUGAAAGCAACCCAGCAACAUUUGAAGACGCAGUGAAGACCUACAUACAACUUCCAAAGCUGCUGGGAGAAAAGGGAGAGAACAGUGUUCCACUGAAGGUCUGGCUGAUGCCACUGAAGAAGUUUUAUUCAGAAGCUGCUGAGCUGGUGAGAGAGAUCAGUGUUGGACUAGUGAGCAAGAUAGAGUAUGCUCUGGAAGAUUUAAGUCAAGUGGGAAUGAGAUGCAACGAUUCUCUGGACGACAGAGUGGUGGAGAAUUUACCACAGAUUCAAGAAGAGUUAAGCACUUUCCAAAAACUGUGUAAUGAUUAUGCAACUAAACUCCAACAGACCAUGGAGAAGAAACUUACCUCGAUCAGAGCAGGUAAAGAAGAUGAGAGCUCAACAGAAAAAGUCCUUGAAGACAGAGACAAGUCACCAUUCAGUCAUGAGAAACUAAGCAAGUGGAUGGAAGACAAAGAGAGAGAAAUCAACAUCAUCAGGUCCUGUGUAGAAAAGAUGGAGGGAACACAGAUUGUCCACAAUAAGUCAGAGCUGGACAGAGAAGUUCUCGGUGUGGAGGAUGCUCUGUGCUUUCUUUUCACCUCCAUGGAAAGGGGGGACACCUACCUUGAUGUGAUGGCCGACUACUUGGACUCACAUAAAUUAGGAAGUACCUAUGAAAGUCCGUGGUACUACUCAGAAGAAGUUGUAACCAAAAUGAGAGAAAAAGCCAAAUCUUUCUCUUAUCUUGCCAAAGCACUGAAGAACAACAGCCGAUACCGUUUCCUUAUAGCAGCCAUAGCAAAUAAGAAAUACACAGGAGCAACCAUCUACCAUUACAAGGAGGGCAUUCUGGUCUCUGAGGAGUUCUCAAAGCCUGACCUCCCUCCUGUGGAGAAAAUCACAGACAGAAGAGAUCUGAUCUGGUAUGCCUGUGAUCUCACCCUGGACCCAAACACUGUGAACAACUACCUCACUCUGUCUGACGAGAACAAAAAGGCAACAUGUGGAGCGUGGCAGAGAUAUCCUGAUCACCCAGAGAGGUUUGGUGCACGUCCUCAGGUGAUGUGCAGAGAGAGGUUAAAGGGGCGCCAUUACUGGGAGGUAGAAUGGAGGAAUUCUUUCUAUGAAUCUGUUUACACAGGUGUUGCAUACAAGGGAAUUGAAAGAAAAGGAGACAGUUCACAGAGCGAGCUUGGAAGUAAUACCAUGUCGUGGUGUUUUGGCCAGUAUGGCUUUCUGAAAUCCACACUUCACGCAUAUCAUAAUGGCAGGGUGUGGAGCGAUGCUUUUCCCUCUGACUGCAAAAGAGUUGGAGUGUUUCUGGACUGGCCUGCUGGCACUCUGUCCUACUACAGAGUCUCUGACAAACUGAGUCACCUCUACACCUUCAAGAACAUUCAGUUCACUGAGCCUGUUUACCCGUGUUUCUCGGUUGGACAACGAUACAAUUAUGUGUACCUUCGUCCAUUCGAAUAA